AUGGACACCGAUGACAACGAGAUACCGGACGUGAACGAUAGGUUGCAGGUUCUUCUCCAUCAGUUUGAACCAUUGGGAGUGGAGAAAAUCAGUGAUUCUGGCAAGACUUCGCCUUCGGACAGCUCUGAUGUAGACGACGAGGAAGCCAUACAGCGAGAUCAACGGCUUUACAACACAGCAUGGUGUUUCUGUGGCAAAUGCUCAUCCAUGACAACUGUAAAGGAGUACAGAAACUGCAUCACAGACCAUGAAGCAUUCAUUGCUAACUGCCUGAAUAGACAUGUUCUGCAUGUUUCCAUGUAUGAGUACAUGGAAAAUGUGGGUCCGUUUGAUGAUAAUGAACCAAUACAUGAGAUAUACAGACAUAUUGCCUAUAGGAGAUUUGUUCGGUGGAUAUGGCAUCGGUUGGGACGCCACAACAGAAAAAUAUUGCCUGCUUGUGUUGUGCAGAAGAUUAGAAAAACAUUUCCAUCUGAACAGUACUGUGGGUUCAAAUAUGCUCGUGUCAAUGAAUAA
Pecten maximus is the source of this 516-nucleotide messenger RNA. RefSeq names its product P2X purinoceptor 7-like. The record is from RefSeq and is a predicted model, not a curated record. The transcript has 4 exons. Lineage: Eukaryota; Metazoa; Mollusca; Bivalvia; Pectinida; Pectinidae. The coding region runs from base 1 to 516 and encodes 171 amino acids.